AUGGCACGGGUACAGAAACACCUGCCAAUUUUUUUCACGGCAACUAACGCGAGUCAGCUGCGGGUUACCUGCGCUAAUUCCAUCUGGGUUUCAAUUAAUCGAACUGCAGCUCAGAAUUUAGUGACUAGUGUGGCUGUAACUGUAAGAGCGGUCCUGACUGCUGGCUUUUGGGUGCAGUAUGAAGCAAAUAACUCAAUCUGCAGUGAAUGCAAUCGGUCAGGUGGAUGGUGUGGGUAUAACACAAGUUCCAACUCGUUUGCCUGCUAUUGUUCUGAUCGGCCGUAUGAUCGUAUGUGCAACCGCACCAGCUUUCGAAGUCAGAAAGGCUACUUCAUUGCCAUUGCUAUUGGUGGGACGGUAGAAAAAUUAGCAGUGUGCAUGGUCUACUCUCAAAAGACGUUCAUUUUGGGAAGCAGAGUCGUCUCCUGGAGGUCGGAUGAAGAGAAUAACGAACAAGUCGAAGCAUUCGUGAAGGAACAUGGAUCAAUUGCUCCCAAGCUGUACAAAUAUUCAGAAGUCAAGAAAAUGACCAAUUCAUUUGCUGACAUAUUGGGACACGGGGGAUAUGGUAGCGUGUACAGAGGCAAGCUAUCUGAUGGCCGUCUGGUAGCAGUAAAAGUCUUGAAUGAUGACAAGGGCAGUGAAGACGAAUUCAUUAAUGAAGUUGCCAGCAUUUGCAGAACUUCCCAUGUUAAUGUGGUCACGCUGUUAGGUCACUGUUACGACAGGAAGAAGAGGGCGCUGACCCACGAGUUCAUGCCCAAUGGAUCCUUGGACAGAUUCAUACAUGAGAAAGAAUCAUCAGAGGAUACGAAUACAGAUUGUCAGUUGGAGCGGAGAACGUUGUACGAAAUUGCAGUUGCCACUGCACGAGGUGUGGAGUAUCUACACCGAGGUUGGUUGCAACACAAGAAUUGUUCACUUCGACAUAAAGCCUCAGAAUAUUCUGUUGGACAAAGACUUCUGUCCCAAGAUCUCUGA
Molecule: messenger RNA, 981 nt
Organism: Coffea arabica (coffee)
Lineage: Eukaryota; Viridiplantae; Streptophyta; Magnoliopsida; Gentianales; Rubiaceae
Source: RefSeq, a predicted model, not a curated record